Molecule: messenger RNA, 2259 nt
Organism: Pogona vitticeps (central bearded dragon)
Lineage: Eukaryota; Metazoa; Chordata; Lepidosauria; Squamata; Agamidae
Source: RefSeq, a predicted model, not a curated record
UCUCUCUCUCUAGGUUGCUGGUGAUGCUGCCUCUGCUGCUAGUCGCGGCGACAACACCGGCUGUGUUCCCUGCUGCUGGCGAAUGAUGAAUACAGGAGGCGAGCGCCUCUGAGGCAGUUCCUCUGCGGCGAGAGGGUCGCGGGCUCUGGCAGGCAGGCAGGCUGCUCCCUCUCCCUCUCUCCCUCUCCGAAGAAGGCGCGUCCGGCUUCCCGGUUAGCUGUGUGCGCGCCCUACGCCGGGAGCCUAGCUCGAACCAGAGCCCCAGCUCGGGGGCUGCCAAAGGAAGGGCUCCGCUGCAGUGGCGCCAGCCCGGGCCGCGGGAGAAGCCGCCGUUCCCGCGCCCACUCCUCCCCGAAGGGUAGGCUUCUCGCCGCCUGGUUGCUCAGAGAGAGCCAAAGUCCCGGGGACUUCUCUUGGUCAGUAGUCAGACGAGGAGGCGGCAGCCAGAAGGAGGUCAGCUGUUGCCCCCACGGUGAACGAGUCUGUCCGCUUGACCCGCCGUGGGCAGAAGGGGAUCGAGGCAAAGAGGAGAAGGCAGCAGCUCGUUGGCAUCUAGCGCCGGGGACUGCCGGGGAGCCUGGACGAAACAGGAUGGUUGGGCUGCUCCGACUCCGAGCCGGCUGCAGGGCAGCUCUUUUCCUGUGGAUUUUCAGCAACAUCAGCUGCAGAGCCCGGACAGCCCUCUCGCCCUCCCACAAAUGUGAUGAACCACUGGUCUCAAGUCUUCCCCCCUCCUUCUUCAGCAGUUCGUCAUCAAUGCCAUCUACAUCAAAUAGCUAUGCACCAGGAUUUGCAAAGCUAAACAAGAGAGGAGGGGCUGGAGGUUGGUGUCCAUCAGUCAGUGACCAUUAUCAAUGGCUGCAAAUGGAUUUUGGCAGCAGGAAACAGAUCAGCUGCAUUGCUACUCAAGGCAGAUACAGCAGCUCUGACUGGGUAACACAGUACCGGAUGCUAUACAGUGAUACAGGGAGAAACUGGAAGCCAUAUCACCAAGAUGGAAAUGUUUGGGCAUUUGCUGGAAAUAUAAAUUCGGAUACUGUGGUGCGGCAUGAUUUACAGCAUCCAGUUGUUGCUCGCUAUGUUCGGAUAGUUCCUCUGGAUUGGAGUGAAGAAGGUCAGAUUGGGCUGAGGAUUGAGAUCUAUGGCUGCUCUUAUUGGGCCGAUAUUAUCAGUUUUGAUGGCCAGGGUGUGCUGGCAUAUAGAUUUGCACACAAGAAGAAAACAAUGAGAACACUGAAAGAUGUCAUCGCACUGAAAUUUAAAACCUCUGAAAGCGAAGGUGUAAUUUUCCAUGGAGAAGGCCUGCAAGGAGACUACAUCACCCUGGAACUGAAAAAGGCCAAGUUGGUUCUUAGUUUAAAUUUAGGUAGCAACCAGUAUGGUUCAAUUUAUGGUCACACAUCUGUUACAACCGGUAGCCUCCUGGAUGAUCACCAUUGGCAUUCUGUAGUAAUAGAGCGUCAUGGGAGGAACAUCAACCUUACUCUUGACAGACAUAUACAAAAUUUCCGGAUCAGUGGGGAAUUUGAUUAUUUGGAUCUGGACUAUGAGAUAACGUUUGGUGGUAUGCCUUCUUCUGGGAAGCCAAGUUCAAACACACGAAAGAAUUUUAAAGGCUGUAUGGAGAGCAUAUUCUACAACCUCAGUAAUAUCACAGAUCUAGCCAGGAGGAAGAAACUUGAGUUUUCUGGUGUGGAACAGCAUCGGAAUGAGAGAUAUGAUAGCAGAGAAAAAACAGACAGCCUGCAUCAAAGGCACCGGGACGGCUUGAGGCAGAAGACAGAUUACAACACACAGCACAAGAAAACAGCUCUUAGGAGGGGAGAUCAGAAUAGCCGCACCAUGACCGUGAGAGGCUGCUUCAGCUGUGGAUCUGAGCAACAUCUUCUCAGAGACUGUGAAAAAGCCAGCAACAGAUGCAGUCAAGAAGCCAGAAGUGAAAAGCAAAAGGGGAGGAUUUCUCUUGUUCAGUCAACAAGGGAUAAAUCCAAGGACACUCUGCAAGCUUGCCAGCAAGCUUGCUGGAUCAUUGAUAGUGGUGCAGUUGUAAACUUAACUAAUGAGAAAGAUUUAUUUUCUUCUUUAGGUGCAUCGGAGCAACGAAGUGUGAGCCUGGCCAAUGGACAUAAAUUAAAAGUUGCUGCUGAAGGCACAGUCUUUAUACCAGGUUUGGGACAGAAACUUGAAAGUGUACUUUAUGUUCCACAGCUAGAUUGCAAUUUACUGAGUGUAUCUGCAUUAGAUAAGCAGGCUAUGUGA